Messenger RNA from Debaryomyces fabryi, 501 nucleotides. RefSeq lists its product as uncharacterized. The transcript has a single exon. The record is from RefSeq and is a predicted model, not a curated record. Lineage: Eukaryota; Fungi; Ascomycota; Pichiomycetes; Serinales; Debaryomycetaceae. Gene Ontology annotation, biological process: chromosome segregation. Gene Ontology annotation, cellular component: kinetochore; Mis6-Sim4 complex. The coding region runs from base 1 to 501 and encodes 166 amino acids.
AUGGAAUCAUCCAUAAUCUUAGAAAAUUUUAUGCUAUCAAGGGCGUCAUUGCAUGAAGUGAUUACCUUAGAACAAUUUGCAAGAUUGUUUCCUAGAAGAGUAUCAAAAAGUACAAUUCAGAGAAUAUUUGAAGAAUUGGUUGAACAGCGUGAAUCCAAGUCAAUUGAGCCCACAAAGAAUAAAAUUCAAGAGCAGUUUGACGUGCCACUACAAGAUACUAUUGAUAAGCUCAAGACUUCCCAAUCAAUAACAUCAGGAAAACAUUCUAUUGAUGAUCUAGUAACUAGAUUAGAUAAACUAGAAAAUAUAUUUGUAUUACAAAAUACAUUAAUCGAUGAUCAGAUAGCAAAUGUUAUACAUGAUAUCCAGUCAAUAUGCAAAGAGUUUAAUGAAAUAAAAUAUGGAAAUGCAUGGUUUAGGGGAGGAGACGAAACUGAAAUAGAAAAGAUAGUAGAAGAAACAAUACGAAGUGUUGAUAAAUGUGACAGCAUUUUCAGGUAA